Molecule: messenger RNA, 3456 nt
Organism: Camellia sinensis
Lineage: Eukaryota; Viridiplantae; Streptophyta; Magnoliopsida; Ericales; Theaceae
Source: RefSeq, a predicted model, not a curated record
UUAAAAUAGCAAACAAACAUCCUCAACAGAGAGGUCCCCGAACUGUAGGUCGGUUGGACUUGCACAACCAAAAUUCGAAACGGCAAUGCAACCAAAAAUGAAAAGAGAAAAAAAAUGUUCCAUUACGAAGAAACCGAAGCUCUCACCGAGAACCAAAGAAAACGACGACAACAUGCUCCAAACCCUAGACGCGUCUAUACUAUCAACUAUGUACCGACACCACACAGAGCAAUUCGGCAUUCAAGAUUUCCAUGGAGGAGUCUUCUUCUUCUUCCACAUUGAGGUUUCGGUUCAGAGAUCACCAACAACAACCGCAGAUGGCCGACGGAGAUGGAGACGACCACACCAGUCCCGACACUUGGUCUAUCUCCAGCGACGGCGACGACGAGGUCGAGAUCGAGUCCAUGACUGGCAAGGGUAUUAAGCACCUGUGUUCGGAACUUCUUGAACUAAAGAGGAUAUCGGAUGAAGAUUUUCACAAGAAUAUAUUUUCCAAUUAUUCAGCCUUUCUCAGAAUAUUUAAAGAAUUGGAAGGCAUGGAAAAGGAAUUGAUGCAACUGAAACAGCAUGUCUCAACACAAAAGAGACUUGUAAAAGAGCUUGUUGAUGGCAUUUAUCUAAAAGUUCUAUCAAAUGAAACAGUGGAUUUAAUUAUUGAAGAACCUAUACGUGUUGAACCAUCUCCUCAAAGCAUAUUAGAGUCUCAUGCUGAUGAUGUUUCAGAAGCCCUAGAUAUCCUUCUGUCAGAACGAAGAUUAGAUGAAGCCUUGGCAAUCCUAGAACUGGAAGAUGGAGUCUUUCAGGGGAUGCAGUUGCAAGAGAAAUUUCCCUUGAACGUGCUAACUUAUUAUAACUCUGCAAUAUCAGAAAGGAGGGCAAAGAUUGCAGAUCAACUGAAACUGGUUGCUGGAAACCCUAGAGUGUCUGCUCCCGAAUUGCUAAAAGCUUUAGUUGGACUUUGUAGACUUGGUGACUCUCAUCCUGCAACUCAGUUACUGGUUAAAUAUUACCAUUCCCGCAUUGCAUGCGGGAUACGUGACUUGCAGCAUUCGAAAUCAGGAAAUGGUUCUUUCAUUCAUGAAGUUGCAAAAUUAGUAUUUUCAAUGAUUUCACAAGCUGCAAUGAGCUUUUUAGUCUUAUAUGGAGAAACAUCUUCUUAUUCUUCAGAGUUCAUGCAGUGGGCUUGUGAAGAAACUGAAUUGUUUGCUGCCUCUUUCAAUAAAUAUGUUAGAUCCAUUUCAGAAAUAAGUGGUGGACUGGUAACAAUUGUGGAAGCUGUGCAGUCUGCAUUGUCAUAUUGCUCUUUGUUGGAAACUCAGAAAGUGGUGCUACAUCCAUGCUUGGUGAAGCAUAUCCGUCCUUGUGUGGAAGACGUUCUACAGAUUCACAUAGACCAUUUUAAGAAAGUCAUUCAGAUUUUUACUUCUACAGAUGCUUGGGUUGUGGACAAAUAUCUUCUAUCAGGGAUAUUAAGCGAAGGGUGCUCUUCUGUAGUUAUUGGGCAACAACCAGAAUAUUGCCUGCUCACUAACAGCGGUCGGAAGUUCGUAACACUGUUGCAGGCUAUCACAGAAGACAUUUCCCCUUUAGUUGCCUUUCAAAUGGAAGCUUUUAUCCUCAAAGGACUCAUGGCCCUCUUCACAGAGUAUCUUGCCAUUCUUGAAAGUGUUCUCACUGGUAAAGCACAUGGUUUGGAGAGAGGAGGUCGAGGAGACAAUUCGGCAGAGUCACUGGAACAACAAGUUUCUGUAGUAGCCAAUUUAUCAACGCUUGUACGACUUUUCUCCAGCAUUAUCAAAAGUGUCUUCAAGGGCAUCAAUCACCUCGAUUUUGAAGUUCAUAACUUUAUGUUAUAUAUUCAAGAAGCUUCUGAUCGAAUCAGAGCUCAUUUCUGCCAGCAAUUUAUAUGCAAAAUAAUGUAUGGGAGUGGCUGCAGACUUUCACAAGAAACUUGGGUUGGUGGCCAGAGUGAUUCUGACACAUCUGAAGAUAUGAUGCCCUCUGUUGUUUUUCAGGGAGUAUUUUUGGAGCUAAGGAAAUUAGAAAAACUUGCUGACGGCAACUUUGUUGAAGUGGAUGGGUUGCCAGAGCUUAUGAGGGAACUGAUAGAGGCCAUAUUCAUUUCCAUCUCAAAUAAUGAAGAAUUGUGGACAACUACCAAAGAGGAUUUAGCUGUCCAACGUUGUGAGAAUUUCAAGCAGUUUGUUUUGGAUAUGCAAUUCCUGGUGGAAAUUGCAAGGGAAGGAGGAUACUUUACCAAUAACAUACUGACGGCCUCCCUGGCUCUCAUAUCUCACAUGGAAUCAAUCUUUCUUUCUGCUGGGCUGGAUCCUAGAAGGGAUAUGAUUGAUGAAGGAUGGGCUAUAAAUUCUGCUAAGGAAGCCCAUCAAAAACUACGAGAGAUUGAAGAAACAAAACCAUCGCCAAAAGAAACUACUGGUUAUCUGGAAGAGAAAACAAAAGAUGACCAGCCUGGCUAUGCGAGUGACUCCUUUGAGAUUGAUGACACCACAAGUUCCUCGGAGAAUUUCGUUGAGUCAGCAGAGCCGGUAGUCAUAAAUGUGUCAGAAGUUGUCUUUAGUGCUGGCACAGAGAUAUUAAAAAUAGAAGACAUGGAAGCAGAUGGUGGUUUUGAAUCUGAUGAUAGGAGUGCUGUAAAUUCUUCUAAUGUUAUUAUUACAUCAGAAGACGUGGAACCUGAAACUGCAGUUGAUGCCAUGACAAAAAUACGACAGAAAAUCCGAAAAACUAAAUCAUCAUCAAAAGAGCUGCUUUCUGAUGGCAAUGGUAGAAAAACUUCCUCAGAAUGGUGUCCCAAAGAGGAGGAUGAAACUAGCACUCAACUUGAAUAGUCUGAGCAAGUGAUUCAUAAGCUAGAAGCGAGUGUCCAAAUGGGAUUGGCAGGGACUUUUGCAUCUUUGAAAGGUAUUGACAGACCGCAAGAUGAAGAUGAAGAUGAAGAUGAAGAUGAAAAAAUUAUGGGAAAGGCAUUGCGGAAAGCAAAAUCCAGAUUGCAAGAUGAAUAAUGCCAACAAUGGUUGGCAUGGCUGAGCACAAUUAGCGGCGUAAAUCAGUUAUUUUGACGGGUUUGAGACUAAUUAGGUUAAUGAUAGGAAUCCGGGGCAACUAUCAUAAUAAGAUUUCUUCUAGAGAGUUUCUCUAUUUCGUGCCUAUACUGCUGAUAGUCUUUGAAUUCAACAGAAUUGUUGCAGAGUUGUAAUUUGUUACUUGUGAUGAUGAUGUUUCCUCCAAUCACUUAGAUAGUGUGAGUGCAUAACUUUUUGAGAGAAUAAGAAUUUAGUGUUCUUCUGGAAAUAUCCAAUUUACAAUAAGCUAAGAUUGUAGUGGGAAACAGAGCACCUGUGCCUUUUUUUUUUUCCUGCAUCAUUCAGUAGUUCUCUCAUUUCCUUAACGACUUUAAGGUUAGUGCAUUGAAAUUUUACACCGUUAACGUUA